AACACAGUUGCUUUUUUACGAUUUGUAGCAUGUUAUGAUACAUGGCAUCAUGCUGGAGAAUGUUUUUAUCUGCUGUUAAAGCGAUGCUCAGAUUAUCAAAAAGGCCAAACAUAAAAAAUAAACUUUCCUGAAGACAUCAUUACAGUAGGUCUGUCGGUUAAAAAGACACGUUGGGAAAUUUUCAUCUUGUCACUUUAAUUUGAAGAAUUAAAAUCGAUCAAGAGCCUUUCGCCUAGACAUACCGUGGCCUACUUGAUUAUUAUAUAGCAUCUAUACUGCCCCACUCGCAUAACAGUCCCAUCUUUGCUGGGUUUCCUAUUCAUAUGGGACUGUUAUGCGAGUGGGGGCAGUAUAGCACAUAUCUGUUGAUAUUACGUACGCAUUUACGCAGGUACAAACAUAUGGAUGAAAACCAAAUAUACCGCCGCUUGUUUGCGCAAACCGUUUCCAUGGCGACGUAUUGUUUGCAUUCAAACAACCCAACUUACUUCGAUCAAAGAUUUCGCACAGCCAACAUGGAUCAGUACGACGAAAUGUACGAGAUUAAAAAUGGACGCGAAAUCGAUGAUAGCCCGCCGCCGGAUUUGGACGUUUCCAGCUCGCUGCAGUUUGUGAACGAAGAUCCACCGGAAGACGAUCCGCUUCCGGUUGCGAAGAAAGAUCCCAAACCGAUCGAUGAUGUGGACCAGGAAUUGACGAAGGUCAUCGCCGGUAAGCCUAACGCCAUCUUCAAGAAACGAGAAAGUCUGCAGAAGCAUGACUCCUUGACGGAUAGUAGCGCGAGUGUUUCCGAGGACGAGAAAGAAUUACCGAAAAGCUUGGUCGAGGAAAAAGAAUUCAACCCAAAGUUCUACGAGAAUAUUGAAGCACCCAGUGAGGUGAAGGAAUUGUUCCAAUACAUUACCCGUUUUUCGCCGCAGCGUGUCAACAUCGAUUACAAGCUGAAAAUCUUCGUACCGGAUUUUAUUCCGUCGGUUGGAGAUAUUGACGCUUUUUUGAAAGUUUCCUCUCCACCUUUCAUUAACGAGGAUAAAAAGAAAGUUCUUACGGAUCAUAUCAAAAAGCUUGGCUUGGAGACCUUGGACGAACCAUGUGGCGAUCAAAGUGACCGUGUGCUGCUGCAGAUGAAAAUGCGAUCCAUUUUUACAAAACCCUUGGAGACGCCUUCUGCGAUUGCAAAAUCAUCCAAGGAUAUCGACCGCUGGAUAACGGAAAUGCAAUCGCUCAAAGCGAGUCAAUCGGUUCAGAACAUAAAUUCGCUCCGAUCGGUGGUGAACAUUGACAACCUAAUGUCGGAAUGGCCAGAGGAGAUUGAAAAAAUGCUCGACACGGUUGGGUUUCCCUCGGCCAACUUGGACUGUUCGCUGAGUCGAUAUAUUGAGAUUAUUUGCAACAUUUUUGAUAUUCCAGUGCAGGAAAGUAGCGGACAAGCGGGAUAUAUUCAGGCGCUGUAUAAUCUUUUUAAUUUGUAUUUAGCAGUAAAACAACAGGGUAACGUUUAAUCACUACCUAAGGAACCUACUUAAAUAAAAUAAAGUUUUAAGAAAUCAACUGGA
Aedes albopictus (Asian tiger mosquito) is the source of this 1556-nucleotide messenger RNA. It is a transcript of the gene IFT46, whose product is annotated as intraflagellar transport protein 46 homolog. The transcript is spliced from 3 exons. The record is from RefSeq and is a predicted model, not a curated record. Gene Ontology annotation, cellular component: motile cilium; centrosome; intraciliary transport particle B. Bases 324 to 1502 code for a protein of 392 amino acids. Gene Ontology annotation, biological process: cilium assembly; intraciliary transport. NCBI's taxonomy places the organism in Eukaryota, Metazoa, Arthropoda, Insecta, Diptera, Culicidae.